Galeopterus variegatus (Sunda flying lemur) is the source of this 709-nucleotide messenger RNA. RefSeq names its product transferrin (gene TF). The transcript is spliced from 3 exons. Gene Ontology annotation, biological process: antibacterial humoral response; iron ion transport. Gene Ontology annotation, cellular component: recycling endosome; early endosome; extracellular region. The record is from RefSeq and is a predicted model, not a curated record. Lineage: Eukaryota; Metazoa; Chordata; Mammalia; Dermoptera; Cynocephalidae. The annotation marks the transcript as partial.
UGUGGGCACUUCUGUGUGGGCCCAGGUCUCCCACACACCAGUCGAUCAGUCGGUCACAUCCCCCCAGUGAGGGCACCUGGAUCAAAGCCAUCAGGUGUGGCUGGAUCCACUUUCUUUCUCUCCCCAGGAGCAAACCCUGAUGCGUGGGCUAAGAAUCUGCAGGAACAAGACUUUGAGUUGCUGUGCCCCGAUGGCACCAGGAAGCCUGUGGCCGAUGCUCAAAACUGCUACCUGGCCCGAGGCCCGAAUCAUGCUGUGGUCUCACGGGAAGAUAAGGCAGCUUGUGUUAAGAAAGUAUUACACAACCAGCAGGUUGAGUAUGGAAGAAGUGUAACAGACUGUUCGAGAAAGUUUUGUUUGUUCCAGUCUGAAACCAAGGACCUUCUGUUCAGGGAUGACACAGUAUGUUUGGCCAAACUUCCAGACAAAACCACAUAUGAAAAAUAUUUAGGAGCGGAGUAUGUUGAGGCCGUCGGUAACCUGAAAAAAUGCUCAACUUCACGACUCCUGGAAGCCUGCACUUUCCACAAAGUCUAAAAUCCAAGAGGUGGAGCUACCACCCAGAUGGAGAUGGGAGCUCAAAAGACCCACAGGCUCCCCCUGGUCUCGCUGGCCAGAGUGGUUUGUGUUAACCAUGUCCAUUUUCACAGCUCUGUGUUGCCAUGUGCACAGACACAAAAUAAAAAUUAUUGAUUUUAUAUUUCAAAAA